Molecule: messenger RNA, 2556 nt
Organism: Penicillium manginii
Lineage: Eukaryota; Fungi; Ascomycota; Eurotiomycetes; Eurotiales; Aspergillaceae
Gene: las21
Product: mannose-ethanolamine phosphotransferase LAS21
Exons: 8
Coding region: 1-2556 (851 amino acids)
Biological process (GO): GPI anchor biosynthetic process
Cellular component (GO): endoplasmic reticulum membrane
Source: RefSeq, a predicted model, not a curated record
AUGGUCUUUCUACACUCUGGUUGGGCUGUUGUACUUGCCAAUAUCCUGGUACCACUGGGUAUUCUCGUAUUCUCAUCUGGCUUCUUCCCCUAUAAACCGCUACUACCUGGUCUGGCCACUUUUGACGAGAUUGACCAAAAUGCUACACCGGCAAUCUUUAAUAAGGUCAUUUUUAUGGUUGUCGAUGCACUCCGCAGCGAUUUUGUCUAUUCCUAUGAAUCUGGUUUCUCAUUCACGCAAAGCUUAAUCCGAGCAGGGGCUGCCUUGCCUUUCACUGCCCAUGCUAGCUCGCCAACUGUCACAAUGCCUCGAUUGAAGGCGAUGACCACGGGCUCAGUGCCCUCAUUUCUAGAUGUGAUCCUCAACAUCGCCGAGUCAGACACCGGCUCAAGUCUUGCGUACCAGGACACAUGGCUGGCGCAAUUGAGAGCUAGGGGAGAUAGCCUUGUCAUGUACGGUGAUGAUACGUGGCUCAAGCUGUUCCCAGGGAUGUUUGACCGCGCAGAUGGAACCACAAGCUUCUUUGUGUCGGACUUUACCGAAGUGGACAAUAACGUGACUCGCCAUGUUCCCGAGGAGUUAGCCCAAAGCGACUGGUCAGCAAUGAUCAUGCAUUAUCUGGGCCUCGACCAUAUCGGACAUAAAGCAGGUCCCAAGAGCCCUUUUAUGCUGUCCAAACAACAGGAAAUGGAUACCAUUGUGGACAACAUCUAUACCGCUAUUCAACGCGAGUCUCACCUGGAGUCAACUCUAUUUGUUCUAUGCGGUGAUCACGGCAUGAAUGAAGCAGGGAAUCACGGCGGUUCAUCUGCCGGCGAAACAUCACCAGCGCUACUCUUCAUUUCGCCCAAGUUUGAAAUCAUGGGCGCUCGGUUGGAAAGUCCCAUCGAAACGCCCGACGAUCUUCGAUUUUAUCAAACUGUUCAGCAGUCAGAUAUCACCACGACAUUGGCGGGUCUGUUGGGAUUACCAAUUCCUUUGAAUAGCCUGGGAGUUUUCAUUCCUGGUCUUCUGGAUAUGUGGGAGUCUGGAUCUCAGAAACUUCAACUUCUAUCUCGAAAUGCCCGGCAGUUACUGAAAGUCGCCCAGUCUACAUUUCCCAGCGCCACUUUUGACACCGAAGCCUUUUCAGACUGUAAUCCGGACAACCUUUCCGGCAUUGAUGAAAUUCAAUGCACAUGGUCGCAAGCCCACAAGCUUCUUUCCAAUCAACAGUUUUCAGAUUCUGAAGAAGCAUAUCCCGCUAUUGAACAAGCCUUACUGCGGUUCUCGCGGGCCACGCAGGAGGUGAUGAGUAGUACCGCUAGCAACUAUGACAUGUCCCGACUUGUUGGUGGACUGCUAAUCCUAGCGCUUGCAACCUCACUACUUUUGCCUCGAAUUUACCAUGAAUUCUCUCAGACCGUUUCUACUGGUAUCUUCUUGGUGUUUAUGGUUGUUGGAUACGGAAGCAUGAUGUUUGCGAGCAGCUAUGUUGAAGAAGAGCAACAGUUCUGGUAUUGGAUAUGCUCGGGCUGGAUGUUCUACCUGCAUAUGCGAUCGGAAUCUCCGCAGAACUCAUCGCGCAGGAAGGCCGGAUCAUCUCCCUUCCGCUUGAUCAAACUGGCGACAUUGGGGCUAAUUGCUUCACAUCGGGUACUUCGGAGAUGGAAUCAAACGGGGCAGAAGUUCACGGCCGAACCGGACAUCGCUCGAGACUUCUUUCCUGCCCAUCUGGUCGCUCUAUGGGGACUGGUGAUAUUGACAUACGUGGACUCUGGCUAUCAUUUGCUGGCAAAUAUGCCAGCCUCUGCACCGGCAAAACUGAUGGCUUUGAUCACACCCGCACUGGGCUUCAUGUUCAAACUUAAUUUUGCGGCGAACGAUUCGCCCGAGCUUCUCGCAAAUACCCCCCCUGCAAGAUUGGUCUUCGGUGGACUUGCUUGCUGUGGACUCUUGGCGAUCGUCUCUGCGAAGGCAUCACGGUCAACACAGAUAUCCAAAUCCAACGCCCUUUUCCACGAAGCUCUCCAUCUCUUCCUAAUGACCCAAUCCAGGAUAACCAACGUCCCAAUCUUUCUCCUAUUUCGAACCCAAGGCGCGAUCUUAUCAUCGCUCAACCUCACCGGAAUCGAAGUAACGGCCACCACCCUGAUACUGCAGUACAUGACAUUCUUCGCCUUUGGCGGGUCAAAUUCGAUCUCCUCAGUCGAUCUUUCAAGCGCUUAUAAUGGGGUCGGCAGUUAUAGCGUGGUUGGAGUCGGCAUUCUGACUUUCGUCAGUAACUGGGCCGGACCUGUUUGGUGGAUUUCGAAGGGCCAUCUUCUUCGCCCUCGCACGCCUCCCUCUGAGUCCCCCGAGGGAGAAAAGCAUGACUCCGCAGCGCUGUUCACAUUCCAAGUCGCCGCAUCAUUGCUUUCCGUCAUGGCAGCUUGUACAGCACUCAGAACACAUUUGUUCAUCUGGACCGUGUUCUCGCCGAAAUAUCUCUAUAGCAUGGCGUGGGCGACGGCAAACCAUGUUGCAGUCAAUAUUCUGGGCGGAAUCGGUCUCGCCUGUCUCUGGCCGCGAAGAUAG